AUGAUUAUUGAAAACCCUGACGCUUUCAAAUCAUGGUUGACGUCCAUAUUGGAACCCUUAUGCGAUGCAGACCCAGCGGCGCUGGCAAAAUACGUGUAUGCCCUGGUGAAGAAGGACAAGCCGCUGGACGAGCUACGAGAAGGCAUGCUGGACCAACUUGAUGUCUUCUUGCAGCAUGAGACAAAGCCCUUUGUUGACAUGCUGUUCAAAUCACUGGAAAGCCAAGAGUACUUGAAGCCAAAUGCAGAGAAGCAGCCCAGUCCGCCGCCACAACCGAGCGAGAACGACAAACAACCAGACAGUGAAGAGCAGCCGGCGCCUGCGACGGCUGCAACGACUGCAUCAGCUCCUGGGGCGAAGUCCCCGUCGGGAGCGAGUGCGGCGAACGCGGCGCCCGCAGUGGCAGCCGAGGCACCGCGCCAUCGCCUUGUGCUGCCUCGCGCUCGUGCGCCACAUCAGGAGCAUACCCUUGUCAAGGUUUUGCCAUUGACUGAGUUACUUGAGGAGCCAGUAGACCAACCACCACGGAGACGAGACCGCAGGAGCGACUCUGCCCGCGAUAAAGAAGAACGACGUCGCAGACGUUCGCGAUCGUGGGAGAGGCGUGCGAGACCUCGGCGGCACCCACGAGAGCCAGACCACGUGGCGCACGCUCCCCACGUGCCCCACGCGACCCACGCCCCCCACGCCAUUGACGCACGGAGACGGCCUUCAUCACGGUCACCGUCGCCGCGCGGUCGUUACAGGAACAGGAGUCCACCGUCAGCUGCACUGGAGAGACAGUCUAGCCGGUCUAGAUCGAGAUCACCCGUACCAGUGCGCGACAGAGAGCACGAUCGCGAGAGAGAAAGACUGCGUGUCCCACGCGAGAUUGAAAGAGAUAGGAUGUCACGGGAUAGAGAACACAGGGAUAGAGUUUCCAGGUCAAGGGAUAGGGACCGUUCCCGUGAUAGGUCACGUGAUCGAUCGCGCGGCUCCACGUCGCCACGGCUUGAAGUGCCCGACGCGUACAAACGACGCUGUAGGGACUAUGAUGAAAAGGGUUAUUGCAUGCGUGGUGACUUUUGCGAGUGGGACCAUGGCACCGACCCAUUAGUACUUGAAGAUGCUACGCUUUCUAGAGUUCUACCAAUGCAACCACCAGUACCUGAGUACAACCCGCUGACGCCGGACAUCUGGUGCGGCACGGCAGGCUUCCCCGGGUUCCCGGCGGCGCACGGGCCGCACGCGCUGCACGCGCCGCACGGCCCCCACGCUCCCCACGCGGCGUUGCCACCGCUGCCGCCGCGCGAGCUCGUGCCCAUACCCAGAGUGCGUCACGAAGCUCGCGGCGAGCCCCGCUCGGAAGCUGUCCCCCCCGCGCCGCGCCACGCCCCUCCAGUCAAAAAGAACUUCGACUAUCACCGCCUAGGAGUUCGUCCACCUCUACCAGCAAAUGCUGCAAAUUGUUCGCUGGAAGUGAAGAAAGUGCCGCGUGGCUUAAACGAUAUCACGCAUCUCAACAACCAUUUCAGCAAAUUCGGCAAGAUUGUUAACAUACAAGUGAACUUUGAAGGUGAUCCAGAAGGAGCACUAAUUACAUUCUCAAACCCAACAGAAGCCAAUGUAGCGUAUAAAAGUACCGAGGCCGUCUUGAACAAUAGGUUCAUCAAAGUCUUCUGGCACAAUCCAGAAAACAAGCAAGAGAACAUGGCGCCGGGUGGACAGCAGACCAAUAAACAAUCGGAAAGACAGAACUCCCAGCAUCCCAUGUCCCACAACAAAGUGUUGAUUAAUAGAGAUAACAUUAAAGCUACAGCUGAAAAUAAACAGCAGCAACAACAACAAGCCGAAAAGGUUAAAGAAGUAACAAAUGGUCAAGAGCCAAAGAAGGAGCCAGUAAUAAAGCCCCUUGAGAAGAAUAAGCAGAUUCUAGAUGUACAGAAGAGAUGUCAGGCGUUGCUGCAAACCCAGCUUCAACAACAGAGAUUGCUUAUACAGAAACUAGAGUCUGGCAAUGUAACCGGCGCUCAAAAGACUGCACUACUAGAGGCUAUCAAUUCUGCGCAGGAAGCAAUUGAGAAACUACGUAAAGAACUCAACUGCACCAUGAAGCAACUGCAGGAAGAGAGCGUGGCGCGGUCGAUGUCGCGGCUGCAACUGGCGCAGGUUAAGAAACCAAAGACCCGUGAGGAGGCGCAGAAAGAGAUUCUUGAUGCUGAACUGGAUAUGUUCACCAAGCAACAGGAGGGCCAAGAUGUGACAGAGUUGAUGAAAAAGAUUGCUGAACUGAGAAGACAGAUGACAAUACAAUUCCCGACGCAUCCCGGCACCAGGAGAUUACACUCCAGGGGCGGUCGGUUCUCGAGCACGCGGUUCGUGCGCGGUGGCCCGGCGGUGGGCGCUAAGGCGUUCAGCAUGAACCAGAGCGUGGACCACCGCCCGCGCGCGCUGCUCGUCUCCGGCUUCGAGCCUGACGAGCUGGACGCACUGCUGCUGCACUUCGCGCAAUUUGGUGAGGUGACGGGGAAGGAAGUCAACCUGGCUGUGCCAGAGCUGGUACUACAGUAUCGGGCGCGGGCACAAGCUGAGUUGGCGAUGCAACGGGCACGUCACUAUAAUGACCGGACCCUUUCCAUAACAUGGGUGACAAACAACAAGCCAAUAGCUGCUACCCAACCAACACAAGUACAAAAUGGCGAUACUGCCCAGGAUGAACCAAAGGAUAACGAGAAGCAUCAGGAGGUGUCGGAGGACGCGCUGCUCCGGUUCGACGAGGAGGAGGAGGAGGACGCCGAGGAGGACCGCUCGUGGAGGCGUUGA
Parnassius apollo (apollo) is the source of this 2802-nucleotide messenger RNA. NCBI's taxonomy places the organism in Eukaryota, Metazoa, Arthropoda, Insecta, Lepidoptera, Papilionidae. The record is from the annotation of a GenBank genome assembly.